Camelina sativa (false flax) is the source of this 668-nucleotide messenger RNA. Its product is annotated as CLAVATA3/ESR (CLE)-related protein 44-like. NCBI's taxonomy places the organism in Eukaryota, Viridiplantae, Streptophyta, Magnoliopsida, Brassicales, Brassicaceae. Gene Ontology annotation, biological process: xylem development. Gene Ontology annotation, molecular function: receptor serine/threonine kinase binding. Gene Ontology annotation, cellular component: apoplast. The record is from RefSeq and is a predicted model, not a curated record.
UUUUCUCAAAUGCUGAACAAUCUUGAUGAGAUGUUUUCCAACAACAUCUUUAUUAUCCCAUCUUUAUUAGCUCAUCAAACUCUCCUACAUUUUCUUCUUCUUGCUAGAUUUCUCUUUUGCUUUUUAUUUGAUAGAGCUCUGGUUCAAGGAUAUUGAGCCCUGCUUGAGCUUUUCGGGGGUGGUUUUUUUUAUUCUUUUCUCUAAACUGCAUGGCAACUACAAUUAAUCAAACCAACACCAAGUCAUUGCAUCUCCAUCAAUUUAUCCGUUUCAUUAUCAUAAUCAUCUUCUUAGCUUUCCUUUUGCUCAUUAGCCCUACAAGUUCCAUAAGUCAUCACCUCCAUGAAUCCUCACCUAAGAACAGUAUGUCUCCCUCCAAGAGGUUCCUUCUACAACCUUCCACUCCAUCUUCAUCCACUAUGAGUUUGCGUCCAACAGCUCACAGUCAACGCAGUCGCACUUCUUCUACUUCUACGAGGAAGAGGAGGAGAGAGUUCGGAGCUGAAGCUCAUGAGGUUCCAAGUGGUCCAAACCCUAUUUCAAACUAGGUGGGAUUCCGGUUUCAAUAUUUCUGGGUGAGUUUGUAAUGGAUGGAGAGAACUUUAUCAUGGAUUUUUAAUUAACUAUAUUUCUGUUUUUCCUUUUUGAUUUCUCCUCUUUGUUUGUUU